UGUGAUUGGUCUGCUUUGUUUCCAUACCCUGUUCAUCGUCAGGCGUUCCCCUGUGAGGUGUUUGACCUCGUAUAAAGUAGUUUUAUUUGGAGCUAACCACCGUACCAUCAUCAGAAGACGCUUCAGACAUUUGUUUGACAACUCUGUCGAGGCUGUGGACACCACAAUUCCCGUCGUAUGGUGCGGAAUUUCGACUUGGCUCGCAGCAACCCCUUGUUUGCCCGUAAGGGCAUGACGCUGCAAAACCUCUGAUCAAGCUGGCCUGAUUCGACCAGACCACACGACGAUCCUUUUGUGAACCCGGAGGCGGAUUGACAACGAUAUUAUCGACGUAAUAUACGCUCAUUUUUUGUAAUAAUGGCUGUGAAAACCUCCAAGCAUAGCAGCGGUCACCCAUCAUGCACCGCAACCGUGACGUCACGCAGCCAAACAUCCCAGCUGAGUGGAGUUUUUGUUGUCGGGUCUGUGGUCGGGCAGCGUUAGAUGUGAGGUGUUGUGGUGCCUGUGAGCGUAUUCCGGCUAUCUCUAAGUGAGACCUUGUGACGUGAAUCUGAACCAAAACCUUCUGAGAGCAAGCCUGGCAUCGAGCGCGGACUCAGACGACGGUGGAGCGUCUUCGCCACCGCGCAAAAAACAGCGUAUUUCUCCGUCUACCAUGCAGGCAACGAAUGGCUGCCCUACACACAAUGAAGACCCAGCGGCCUCGACAAGUUACGGCAAUGCGGACAGCUUCCAGAACGGUGCGAAUGAAAACGGACAGCUGGUCUCCAGGGAUUCCUCUGUAUCGGCAAAGAUUAAAUCGAGCACUGAACAGGACAUCAUACGUUUGAUCGGGCAACACCUUCGCGGACUGGGACUCAACCGCACGGCGGAGCAACUGAUCCAGGAGUCAGGCUGCGGCUUGGAUCAUCCGGCAGCAGCCAAGUUUCAAGCACACAUCAUGGAUGGCGAUUGGCCGAAGGCAGAGAAUGACCUCGGCGAACUCAAGCCUCUCUUGGAAUCCCCACAAGCCAUGACCGAGAUGCAGUUCUUGGUACUGGAGCAAAAGUACCUGGAGCAACUGGAAGACGGUCGGCUACUCGACGCGCUCCACUGUCUACGACACGACCUUACCCCACUCAAGCACAACACAGAACGAGUUCAUGAGCUCUCCAGCUACAUGAUGUGUGGCAGUUCGGAAGAGUUGCGCACCAUGUCUCACUGGGAAGGAAAGGGCCAUCACUCUCGACAAAAACUGAUGGAGAAAUUGCAGGGUGAGUUCUCCUCUACCUCACAAGUGUUCCUCCCUCCGAGCGUGAUGCUUCCCCCUCGGCGACUCCGAGCGCUUCUCAGCCAGGCCGUGGAGCUCCAGCGGGAUCGUUGCCCCUACCACAACUCCCCGCCUCCAAAGUGCAGGGGCACGGGAGUGCCCCUGGAAGAGGGGUGGUGCCUCCUGACGGACCACGUUUGUUCCCGGGAACAGUUCCCCUGCCGCACGACACAGGUGCUGCAUGACCACUGCGACGAGGUCUGGUUCUGCAACUUUUCCCACUCGGGGGCGCUGCUCGCGACGGGCUCGAAGGACUCGACGGUCAUCGUUUGGGAAGUCCAUCCUACUACCCUCACGUUAUCCCGGAAACGCUCCUUCGAAGGCCACUCCUAUGGGGUGUCCUACAUCUCCUGGAGCCCCGACGACACGUACCUCAUUGCUUGCGGUCCCGAGGACUGUUCAGACCUCUGGAUCUGGAAUGUUGAGACUGGAGAGCUGAGAGUGAAGAUGACGCAUUCACCAGAAGACAGCCUGACAUCCUGUGCCUGGCAUCGAGAUGGCAAGAAGUUUGUUACCGGCGGCAUUCGCGGCCAGUUCUACCAGUGUGAUCUGGAUGGGAACGUGCUGGACUCAUGGGAAGGCGUCCGCGUCCACGGUCUGCACUGUAGGAGCGACGGCAAGACUGUCCUGGCGGCCGACACUCACAACCGGAUACGAGGCUACAAUUUUGACGACCUCACGGAUUUUAAUGUCAUCCAAGAGGACCACUCUAUCAUGUCUUUCACCUGUGACAACACCGGUCGCCUAUGCUUGCUCAACAUUGCCACACAGGGAGUGCACCUUUGGGACCUGGAGGACAAAGUCUUAGUACGGAAAUACCAGGGUGUCACGCAGGGAUAUUACACCAUUCACUCUUGCUUUGGGGGAGUCAACCAGGUGUUCAUUGCCAGUGGUAGUGAAGACAACAAAGUUUACAUCUGGCACAUAAAAUGGGAGAAGCCCAUCACAGUCCUGCAGGGCCACACGCGGUCGGUUAACUGCGUGUCUUGGAACCCGGCACAUCCUUCCAUGUUGGCCAGUGCCUCGGAUGAUGCCACAGUCCGCAUUUGGGGUCCCGCAUUGGACACGACGAGACCCACAUCUCAGGGUGACGCAUCAUCAUCUCCACAUGGCAGCAAUGGCGUCUGCGAUGGCGAGGGGAACUCUGUCGUCUAGCAACACCCUCUCCCUCCUUCACUUUUACUCUCCGAGUGCGCCCUAGGAAUAUUUUUUAAAAUGAAACCGUAAAUAACUAACUGAAUAGUGCAAGUGUUUUGCCUUGCAUCAGGCACUUUGAGUGGACAGCCUCUCUGCUCUUUGCUAUGCAUGGGUGGCAAGUGCAUGCAUCAUGUCGCCUGUGUUGGUAUUCGAGGAAACCAAACACACGGAAGACAGGUCACUGAUCAAUACUGCUGUGGCCUGUAUCCUUUAAAUAUGUACAUCUAUGUCACGGUCAUCAAGGUCAAUAGUGACCAGGUUGAUCGAUAUUGAUCAAGCAGUUACGGUGGCCAUUGGUCGAAUACUUCUCGCGCCAGUAUUCGUCACAUCAGUACUACGGACAUCGGGUCAAUACUGGUCGGCCAAUAGUUAUCGUGCGGGUAGGACGGGCGACAUGUCGGUUAGCGUCUGACCACCAUUUUUGAAAUUAUGUACAGUUGCCAACCAGGCAAUACCGAUCGUGUCACAUUCAGUGUGGUACAUAUCUGAUCAAUAUUGCGAGUGUCAAUAUUAUUCAGAUAGAUACAAUGGGCACCUCGUCAGUGUUGAUCGUGCCAUUCUCCCAAAUGGUGUGGUCUUGGCAGCAUUAAUAGUACUGUCAGGUCAAUAAAAGCGUGGGUAUGUUGACCAAAUGGGUAUCCAUGUCUUUAUGACAACACACGAUACUGGUGAAAUGGCUACCAUGGUUAAUACCUACAAUGUCAAUGUUGUAAAAAAAAGAUAUGCGUAACAAAUAGUGAUCAGGUGCGCACUGCGACAGUAACAGUGAUACGGAUUUGGGCAGUAUUGAUCAGGUAGGAACCAUAAUCAUAAUUUCAAUCUUAACAGGAUCAGCAUUGAUCAGCUGUGAUCAACAAUUCAUCAACUGUGAUUGAUCAAUAAUUCUAAUUUCGGUGCUGAUGGGACCAACAUAUUGACCGAAUAUGUACCGUGGGCACCGGGCCAAUAUCUAUUGGACAGACUGAAUGUCCAGAUUGGUAUUGUCACCACUUUACGCAAGUGCCACCUUCAGUUGACAUGGAAAGCCGAGAUGGCCUGGCACAGUGACAACAGCACUUGUAGUGUUGACCAAAUUGAGUACUGACAUCACAGCAUCUGUGAUACCAGGCACAAAAUUGAUUCAUAUAAUGUUAACAUAACCCUUGUAGCAUGCAAGCAAAGUGUACUGGGGUUAAGUGUGGUAGACUAAACAUUCUAGAAAAAUCAAGUGCAUGCAUGUGUGUGGAUGUUCAAUUCUUGAUGCUGUACAUAAUUCUUUUUUUUUUUUUUUUUGAGUAGUGCAUUACCAUUCAUUAUGCUUUGAAAGAAAAUGUUGAACAUGUUUUGUACGAAUGUCCUUUUGUUGAAGCAAUGUUUUGAAAACAAAGGCCUGUUUACAGAGAUAUAUUGUUGCACAAAGUUUGUGAGUGUUGUCAGUGAGGAGUACUUAGGCUUGUGGUGUUUCUGCAAUAUGUUUUUACAAGUUUACGAAGCUAGCACCAUGUUUUUAAUGAGAGAUGCAUCGAGAGACAACACACGUUUCUCGCUGCUUGGUGGACGUACGUGAAUGCAAAAUGUUUGGAUUUUUUUGCUCACAUCGAAUGAGAACAGGCAUGUAACAGGAGAAAGAUAUGGGCAACAAAUACAGUUUUAUCAGAGCCAUCA
Molecule: messenger RNA, 4150 nt
Organism: Ornithodoros turicata
Lineage: Eukaryota; Metazoa; Arthropoda; Arachnida; Ixodida; Argasidae
Product: WD repeat-containing protein 26-like
Exons: 13
Coding region: 656-2464 (602 amino acids)
Biological process (GO): proteasome-mediated ubiquitin-dependent protein catabolic process
Cellular component (GO): GID complex
Molecular function (GO): protein binding
Source: RefSeq, a predicted model, not a curated record